GAGAGGGGGAAAAUGAAGAGAAUUUUCUAUUGAAUAGGAUUAGGUGUUUUCAUUUCUAUUGAAUUUUAUGCUCCUUGCUGAUGUGUCAAGUUUUAAUUUGUUGCUGUAAAAGUGGUAUUUUGCGGCGCAUACGGACCUAAGGUUUUGUCUUGAAGCAUACAUGUUAAGUUGUAACCCCUAAAAACACGCCCAGAACCUGUCUUCUCUAAAGAUAAUGGAAUGGCUAGACAUGGCUUGGUCCAGAAACUCGUGGUGGGCGACCUCUGCUUCCACAACUCGUCUCCCUUUGCGAAGCUCUUGGACUCGUGCGUCAAAUCGAGGUCGGUGCGGGACACGCGACUCAUCCACGCCCGUAUCAUCAAAUCCCAGUUUUCCUCUGAAGUUUUUAUCCAAAAUAGGCUUAUUGAUGUCUAUGGUAAAUGUGGUUGUUUGGACGAUGCACGCAGAGUGUUUGAUCGAAUGCUUCAGAGGAAUACUUUCACUUGGAAUUCGAUUGCAAGUGCUUUAAUAAGAUGGGGCUGUCUUCAUGAGGCUGUGCAAGUCUUUGGGUCGAUGCCUGAGCCAGACCAGUGCUCGUGGAACUCAAUUGUAUCGGGUUUUGCGCAACAUGAUCGUUUUGAUGAAGCCUUACAGUAUUUUAGUAAAAUGCAUAGGGAGAAUUUUGUGCUUAAUGAAUACUCGUUUGGUAGUGCUCUUAGUGCCUGUUCGGGACUGAUGGAUUUGAAAAUGGGUAUUCAAAUUCAUGCUUUGCUCUCAAAAUCCUGCUACUCGUCGGACGUUUAUAUGGGUUCUGCUCUUAUUGACAUGUAUUCUAAGUGUGGGAGUGUGGUUUGUGCUCAAAGAGUUUUUGAUCGGAUGAGUGAACGGAACAGAGUUUCUUGGAACAGCAUGAUUACAUGUUAUGAGCAAAAUGGCCCGGCAAGUGAAGCUUUGGAGGUUUUUGUGAAAAUGAUGGAUUGCGGGAUUGAACCAGAUGAGGUCACUCUAGCUAGCGUGGUCAGUGCUUGUGCGAGUUUGUUGGCAAUUAGAGAAGGUUUGCAGAUUCAUGCUCACGUUGUGAAAAGGGACAAAUUCAGGGAUGAUCUUGUUUUGGGAAAUGCAUUGGUUGAUAUGUAUGCAAAAUGUUGUAAAAUCAAAGAAGCUAGAUGGGUUUUCGAUCGGAUGCCAAUUAGGAAUGUGGUGUCUGAAACGUCCUUGGUGAGUGGGUAUGCAAAGGCAGGAAGUGUGAAAGAUGCAAGGUUAAUGUUUACAAACAUGAUGGAGCGGAAUGUAGUGUCUUGGAAUUCACUUAUUGCAGGGUAUACACAGAAUGGGGAGAAUGAAGAGGCGCUUGGGCUCUUCCUCCUGCUAAAGAGGGAAUCCAUUUGGCCAACCCAUUACACCUUUGGGAAUCUACUCAAUGCUUGUGCCAAUCUUUCGGAACUGCAGCUGGGCAGACAGGCUCAUGGCCACGUUUUGAAGCAUGGAUUUCGCUUUCAAUCUGGAGAGGAGAGCGACAUUUUUGUGGGGAACUCUCUCAUUGACAUGUAUGUGAAAUGUGGAUCAGUUGAAGAUGGGAGCCGGGUAUUUGAAAAUAUGGUGGAAAGGGAUUGUGUCUCUUGGAAUGCCAUGAUAGUGGGAUAUGCACAAAAUGGUUAUGGAACUGAAGCUCUUCAAAUUUUCCAAAAAAUGUUGUUAUCUGGAGAGAAACCAGACCAUAUCACUAUGAUCGGUGUUCUAUGUGCUUGCAGUCAUGGGGGGUUGGUUGAAGAUGGGCGUAACUAUUUCCACUCAAUGAGAACGGAGCAUGGUAUGACACCACUGAAGGACCAUUAUACAUGUAUGGUUGAUAUACUUGGUCGAGCUGGAUGCCUCGAUGAAGCAAAGAGUUUGAUAGACACAAUGCCGAUGCAGCCUGAUGCUGUUGUCUGGGGAUCUUUACUUGCUGCUUGUAAGGUCCAUAAGAACAUCAAAUUAGGGAAGUAUGUAGCAGAGAAGCUCUUGGAGAUUGACCCUUGGAAUUCUGGACCUUAUGUACUUCUCUCAAACAUGUAUGCUGAGCUUGGUAAAUGGAGGGAUGUUAUGAAAGUUAGAAAGCAGAUGAGGCAACAGGGAGUUGUCAAGCAGCCGGGUUGCAGUUGGAUUAAAAUCCAAAGUGAUUUGCAUGUUUUCAUGGUCAAAGAUAAAAGGCAUCCUCAGAGGAAGGAGAUGUAUUCACUUUUGAAGAUGCUCACGGAACAGAUGAAGAGAGCUGGGUAUGUGCCAGAUGCUGGUGUUCAUGAUGCUUGCAAUGAGCAGAGUGAAUCUGAAUUUAUCUCUUGUGACACAGAGGAAAUGCCAGCAGAUGCUGCUGUGGGUUGAAAUCAAAUGCUCUGCUCUUUGUAUCCCUUUUACCAACACUGAUUGAUUCUUUUCCUCAAUUUACAGAAACUCAAAAACUAAUCUUACAAUUAAGCAUUUUUUACCCUCAUCUCCCUGGAGGUGUAGGAAGACGACAUACACAUAUCCCCUCUAGCAUGGAGAAUUACAGAGAGCCUGGAGGGAGGUCAGUAUAAUUAAUUGUUAGGGGGCAUAUCAUAUGUUUAGUCGGCCAAUUUAGGAUAUUGGUAGACAGAACUAACAGCCUUUGGCAAACAUGCUCCUCUGUCUGCAGUUGUACCAAUUGGGCCAGCUAUGUUGCAGUUAAAUGUGCCAUGUCGUGAUAUGAUUCUGGGAGCUGCUUAAAUUAAUAAAUUAAUUAUGGUUUUAAUUUACUUAAAAUUUGUGCUGUUUUACAGUUUUGGAGUGUGUUGGGUUUUUCAGAGUAAAAAGUUUCUCUUGUUUAUAUACAGAACUGUACUGUCACAUUUUGUACCGUCCACCAAGCAUAUACAAACAAGAACAAAAACACAAACCAUAAAGAGAAGAAGAAGAAAAAGAAGAGCCUGGUGAAUAUGUGUUAGAGAGAGAGAGAGAGAGAGAGAGAGAGGUCAUGUUUGAAAUAUUGAACAUGAAAACCAACUUAUCAUUUUAGUACAAUCUGGUGGCAGAAAUUACACCUUUUUUUUUUAUUUUAUUAUUGUUUUUUCAUCUUUCCAUGCUGUCAUAAGUAAAGUCCAAGACAUGUGAACCAUCAUCUUGUCCACAAACAAGAGAGAGAGAGAGAGAGAGAGAGAGAGAGAGAGAGAU
Corylus avellana is the source of this 3147-nucleotide messenger RNA. The record is from RefSeq and is a predicted model, not a curated record. NCBI's taxonomy places the organism in Eukaryota, Viridiplantae, Streptophyta, Magnoliopsida, Fagales, Betulaceae.